This is a messenger RNA of Pyrenophora tritici-repentis Pt-1C-BFP, 3258 nucleotides long. RefSeq lists its product as uncharacterized. NCBI's taxonomy places the organism in Eukaryota, Fungi, Ascomycota, Dothideomycetes, Pleosporales, Pleosporaceae. The record is from RefSeq and is a predicted model, not a curated record.
AUGCCUACAAGCAUUACUACCCGGCAAUGGUACCCAAAGGUGUACGCGGACGAGUACACCAAUACCCAACUCGACAUUGCAACCGAUGCUAUUAUCCCUGGUCAGAUAAGCACUAUUGCUAUCGACUGGAUGAUACAGGCCGAAGAGAACGGAGACUUUGACAUCAUGCUUAUUCAAGACUUCCAAGAGACAUUUGCAGGAUGGUCUCUCAAUCAUUUCAAUGCAAUGGACAUGCGAGUCCGUACAGCAGUCAAGAACAUACUCCGCGACCGAGGUGUCUACAUCGAGAAGAACAGCCGCAACACCAUCGCACAACAGCUAGUCAAUCUCCUUAGCCUUACACGCUCUCCCGACUGGCCCAUUGACGAGCUCAACGUUAUGCGACUCAACCCAGACUUCAAAUGCCGACAGAUAGCAGAAGAGGCACAACACGCUAGAACAACUCAACAAAGCAGCAACCCGCCAACUCAAAGCGCCAGUAUAAACUAUGCGCCAUCUCCUGCUCAGGCAAACGUAACAGCCCUCACCAACCUCGCAAAGGUAUACAGUGAGGAGGAGAAGUUCAGUGGCGACAAGUAUGACGUCCUCGACAACAAGAUAGUCAUCUUUAAAGACCAUUGCGAAAAGGUUGGCAUUACGACACCAGCACAGUACAAACUUGCAGUCUCUACUAUGCUUAGAGGCAAGGCCUCAGCAUACUACUACAACUACAUUGCUCCACUCAACCUAGACUACGACAGCAUUAUCAAGAAACUAGGGGAGUACUUUCACACGAGCGAGAACUACCAAAUGUUCUUAAGUGAGUGGCGCACCAUUAUGCUGAAAGACGUCAUCGCCAACAACCCCGACAAGACACUCACCCAGUGUCUCGACAUAGUCAUCGACAAGCUCCAGCUGCUGCACCAGGCAAUGACUCAACAGAAUGGACCAAGCGAGCUCGCUCUUACAAGCCAACUUAUUGCUGCCUGUCAAGGCGUCGAAGCAUGUAGCGCAGUCCUUAUCCGCCCAGCUUCAACCUUUGAAGCCGUUGCCUCAGAACUCCGCAACGCUGUCGGCAACUGGACGCGCUGCCAUCCGCGCUCACAGUUCAACUGCGAGGAGUCCGAUCCGAGCGAAGACGCGUUCUACACAAACCGCCGAUACAACCGCAACGAUAGCGGACAACGCGACAAACCGCGCAACUAUAGCGCACAAGGCCAAGGCGAAGGAUCCCGCAACUACAACCGCGGAGGAUCCCGCUUCCAACGCAGCUUACCCCGAUCGCAGUACAACGAUGAUACACAGCGCCGCAAUAACAGGAAGUGCUACGUCUGUAGCAAGCCAGGCUGCUGGUCAACUCGUCACUCUAGAGAAGAGCGAAAGGAAGCGCAACAACGUUUCCGGACGUACGUGCAGACCCGCAACGUCGAUAUAGACUACGAAGCUUUCCUUGCCCAGUUUGAGGGCAUUGACCUUAAUGACGACGACGAUAACGGCGGCACGGACGAAGAACUCGACGCGUUCUUCAACAACGACCAGUUUGAUACAAAGCACCAGUUUCUCACUGCUACCUGCGGUGCAGUUGAUGGAGGAACAAUGGUACGCAACCUCAACAACGCCGCCGCUCUACACGCGAUCACGAAGAUCGACCCAUACGCCGGCAACGACAUUGCCAAAGAGGCAAGCCACCUCUUCACACUCGAUCACCGGUACGGGCGCGAGCAGUUCCAAGGCAUCAUGCCAGACACCGGCGCGGCCGGAGUGUCUACAGCAGGCAAGCAACAGGUUACAGCGUUACACCGCAUCCAACCGUUAUGGAUUGACAAGUCAACUGCUGGCCGACACCGGAUCCGAUUUGGGGAUAACCCGGAGUGUGUUUCUAUCGGCGACGUCAACGUCCAGACACCCGUUGGAGUGAUUAGGUUCGCUGUAAUGCCUACUAACACACCGUUCUUACUCUGUCUUGAUGACAUGGACCGCCAUGGCAUCUACUUCAACAACGUCGACAAUACGCUAGUUCAUCAGUCCAAGGAGUACCCAAUUGUCCGCAAGUGGGGGCAUCCAUGGCUUCUUCUCAACAAGCAGGAGACUGCCACCCACUAUCUCACCGAAGGAGAACUCCAGCAACUCCACCGACGUUUUGGGCAUCCAGCCGCCGCACGCCUCUACAAAGUCCUAGUAAAGGCAGGCCACGACGACAUUGACAAGACGCUAAUUGAUGAGAUUAACAAGUUCUGUCAUCAGUGCCAGAUAACUGCUAAAGCACCAGGCCGAUUCCGCUUUACUCUACGCGAUGACAACCUCGACUUCAACUCCCGCGUCAUCGUCGACAUUAUGUACAUUGACAGUAAACCAGUCCUCCACGCCGUUGACGAAGCAACUGCUUUUCAAGCCGCCCGCUUUCUUAUAGACAUAAAAGCAAGCACAACAUGGGACACGCUGCGCGCUAUGUGGAUUGACAUGAUUAUGGACCGACUGUCUUUCCCUAAGGUCUCUAUUGUCGCAUGCACGGAUUCACGAUCCUUGUACGACUGUCUCGUCAAACUCGGCACUACUAAGGAGAAACGUCUCAUGAUAGACAUCAUGGCAUUGCGCGAGGCAUACGAGCGCAACGAUCUCAUGGAUAUCCGCUGGAUUGACGGCAGAGACAACCCAGCAGAUGCGAUGACAAAGGCAGCGAGCAACUCUGCUUUAGAGCAUCUCAUUGACACCAACGAGCUCGAACUUCGUGUACAGGGAUGGGUGAAUCGCGACACCACAGGCAUCGAGCCUACGAACAAGCCAGGCACCAAGCCUACGAACAAGACAGGCACCGAGCCUACAGACAAGACAGGCACCGAGCCUACAAACAAGACAGGCACCGAGCCUACGAGCGAUGGCACCGAGCCCACGAUUGAUUGUGGUGAGAACUGAGACGGACACACAUGCACACACACACAAGGGAUGAAUGGGUUGCAUGUAUUUGCGUUAGCCGGAAUAGGAAACUAGAUACUUUUCUAGGAGCAGGAUAUUGUAGCAGAUUCGGGGUACUUGGGAGCUGACUGUACGCCGUCACAAAAAGAAGAAAAGCCAGUGUCGGAACAUGCGCGUACAGCCAGCCCGGCGAGUUUUUCCGGGCCGGAAGCUUGGACCACUAGUUAGACCAAGCUUCCCGCUUAGCUCGCAACCGUACAUAUGGAGAUCUCUCCAUCCAGCUCUUGCUCACUACUAAUCAAAUACUAUACACUUUGUUCGUUGCAACGACUGCUAGUAUUCGACACCUUUGCCGUGUCAUCAGAU